Messenger RNA from Homalodisca vitripennis (glassy-winged sharpshooter), 2575 nucleotides. Its product is annotated as peroxisomal acyl-coenzyme A oxidase 3-like. Bases 322 to 2361 code for a protein of 679 amino acids. Gene Ontology annotation, molecular function: pristanoyl-CoA oxidase activity; FAD binding; fatty acid binding. Lineage: Eukaryota; Metazoa; Arthropoda; Insecta; Hemiptera; Cicadellidae. The record is from RefSeq and is a predicted model, not a curated record. Gene Ontology annotation, biological process: fatty acid beta-oxidation using acyl-CoA oxidase; lipid homeostasis. Gene Ontology annotation, cellular component: peroxisome. The transcript is spliced from 16 exons.
AAUUGGUUUGUUUUUGUGUUUACUAAGAUAACGCUCCGUCAUUCAUAACAUUUAUUUUUGAAGACAAAGCAGAGUGACUCGUGCAUGACUUUCAAUGUUGGAAAUUGUAUUGCCACAGUAAUUUUAUGGCUACCGAGUAGCAUAAUUAAUUAACCAAGCACAAAGGUGAAUUCAGACAACUUCCAUAGGAGACCUACAUGGUUGGCACAACCGUUCAACUUUGUUGAUGUGUACUCCUGCAUGCGGGGAGGUGUCUACACACUGGUCUGAGUGUCAGAAACACGUUAAAGAUUACGUGUUUUACAGGUGAAUAAUUCCAACAUGGCACUGAAUCUAACCAACAACUCGAACAUGUUGAACUUCUACAGGGCCAAAUCUUCUUUCUGCAGCGAGAAACUGAAAGAAUUCAUUGAAACUAAAGAAGUUAUAACAUUUAAGGAUAAACUAUUUAAGAUACUGGAAGAAGAUCCUUUGUUCCACAGAACCACAGAAACCGCCAGUCUGGACGAAGUGAGAAGAUUAGCUCUUCUACGAGGAAUGAGGAUAAUUGACUCUGGAAUUCUCCAGGAUCCUACAUUAAAGAGUCAUCCUCUCGUGGUUUCAGGCCUGAUCGUUGCAUUAGUCCAGUACGAUCCAUCCGUCAUGUUCAAGAGCACUUUUUCAGUUGGAUUCUUCGGCCGCAGCAUUAAAGGGUUGGGGACAUCAGACCACAGCAGCAUGUUGGCAGAUGCGCUGACUGGUAAAAUCACCGGAUGUUUUGCACUCACGGAGAUAUCACAUGGGAGUGACGCCAAAAAUAUGCGGACUACGGCAACUUUUGACAAAAACUCGCAGGAGUUCGUGCUGCACACCGAAGAUUUUGAAGCUGCCAAAUGCUGGGUGGGAAAUAUGGGUCAGAUGGCAACACAUGCAACAGUGUUUGCGCAGUUGGUGACUCCUGACGGGCAGUGUCAUGGGCUCCAUCCAUUCAUCGCCCCACUCCGAGACCCCACCACCCACAAACCCUACCCUGGCGUUGUCAUCGGAGAUAUGGGUGAGAAGAUUGGACUCAAUGGCAUCGACAAUGGGUACUGCAUGUUCAACCAGUAUCGGAUCCCGAAGUCCUACCUCCUCAGUCGUAUCGGCACAGUGACGGAAGAUGGAGAAUACAUAUCUCCGAUUCAAAAUCCUCGCAGGCGAUUCGGAGCUGCGCUGGGUACGCUCAUUGGUGGACGGAUCGGGGUGUGUAAAAACCUAGCAGUGGCAUAUCUCACCAACGCCAUCAGCAUCGCAGUCAGGUACUCGGCAGCUCGGAGACAGUUCGGGCCGGGUGAGGUCCCCGAGCUCUCCAUCAUCGAAUAUCAACUUCAGCAAUGGAGACUGUUCCCACACCUCGCAGCCCUGUUUGCCUUCAAGGCUUUUACUCGAGCGGUCAACACGAGACAGUUUCACAUCUCCCAAGCAUUGGAAGAUCCAGCAGAAAUGCUCAGUAAGGCAGACGAGCUGCUAGAGAUGCAUGCUGUGACGUCAGCAGCCAAGGCAGUCUGCAGCUGGACUGCAGCCCAGGCGAUACAGGAGUGUAGGGAAGCCUGUGGCGGUCACGGAUAUCUUAAAUGUGCCGGUUUGGGGGAGUUGAGGAACAAUAACGACAGUAACUGUACGUACGAAGGGGAGAACAACGUGUUGCAACAACAGGCCAGCAACUGGCUGCUGCAGUUGUGGCGGCGGAGGGAUAACUCACGCUUUCCCUCUCCCCUCGGCUCUGUCUCCUUCCUCUACCAGACACAACCUGACAAGAUGGCGGCUCGUACAGAGGCAGAACUAUGUCACCCACCAGUGAUUCUGCAAGCGUACCAGUGGCUGGUUUGCUGGCUUGUCCAGAAAACAUCAGAAACUUACAACGCUCACGUAAAACUUGGCAAAGACUCCUUCACCGCACGCAACCAUUCCCAGGUGUUCAACGCUCGAACCCUCUCCAUCGUUUAUAUUGAGCAUUAUAUAAUUCAGUGCUUCUGGGAUCUUUGUUGUCAAGCCACCGACGGUAACAUCAGAGCCGUUCUAACCAAACUGUGCGCUCUGUACGCACUCACCAGCAUAGAGAAACAUCUGGUCUACUUGUACCAAGGUGGCUACAUUCAAGGUCCUGCCGAGAGUCAGCUGAUACAGUCGGCCAUCCUCAGCCUCUGUGAUCAGCUCAGACUGGAGGCGGUGGCUCUCGUAGAUUCUGUCGCUCCCCCAGACUUUGUGCUCAACUCUGCCCUUGGCCACUCUAACGGAGAGGUGUACAAGAACUUGCAGCAAGCCUUUUUGCAGUCCCCGGGCAGCAUGCAGAGGCCAGCCUGGUGGACUGAGUUGUCUGGGAGGUACAGAUCUCGGUUAUAAAAUGAGGGAGGUUAACAUAUAAAAUGAGGGAGAUUAACGGGUACUAGAUGAGGGAAAUUGAUAAACCAAAAUAUACAAUACCAAAGCAAAUAUUGUAAUCGUGUUAUGUAAGUAUUUUACAGACUUUAAAUACAUUUUUGUAAACAUAAUUUGUUUAUUUGGGUAAAAUGAUGAUUAUUUUUUAAUGUAAUAAAGUAUAUGUUUUUUAUAGUUA